Molecule: messenger RNA, 1200 nt
Organism: Populus euphratica (Euphrates poplar)
Lineage: Eukaryota; Viridiplantae; Streptophyta; Magnoliopsida; Malpighiales; Salicaceae
Product: peroxidase 64-like
Exons: 4
Coding region: 64-1017 (317 amino acids)
Biological process (GO): response to oxidative stress; hydrogen peroxide catabolic process
Molecular function (GO): heme binding; peroxidase activity
Source: RefSeq, a predicted model, not a curated record
AGUUGAGUUCCAUAGAUAACAGAGGAUCAAGAAUAAGGAGUUCGAUUCAAAUUUUUUGAAACAAUGGCGGCGGCGGUUGGUCUUGUAUUUGCUCUUCUGGUCAUUUUCCAAAUGUCUUCCUCUGUUAGUGCCCUGAGCUCAAACUACUAUGAACAGACCUGCCCUCAGCUUGAGUCUGCUGUUACUCAUGCUGUCAAGAAGGCAAUGAUGAAUGACAAAACAGUUCCUGCUGCGCUACUUCGGAUGCAGUUUCAUGAUUGCUUUAUCAGAGGUUGUGAUGCUUCUGUGCUCUUGGCAUCCAAGGGCAAGAACAAAGCGGAGAAAGAUGGGCCUCCUAACAUUUCAUUGCAUGCAUUUUAUGUUAUUGAUAAUGCAAAGAAAGCGGUGGAAGCUUUGUGCCCUGGCGUGGUUUCUUGUGCUGAUAUUUUGGCUCUUGCCGCAAGAGAUGCAGUAGCUUUGUCUGGAGGUCCCACUUGGGAUGUGCCAAAAGGAAGAAAAGAUGGAAGAAUUUCGAAGGCAAGCGAAACCAGGCAAUUACCAGCUCCCACCUUUAACAUUUCCCAGUUACAGCAAAGCUUCUCCCAAAGAGGUCUUUCUUUGAAGGAUCUAGUAGCUCUCUCAGGAGGUCACACUCUUGGGUUCUCUCAUUGUUCAUCAUUCCAGAACAGAAUCCACAACUUCAAUGCGACUCUCGACGUGGAUCCAACUUUGAACCCAUCUUUUGGAAGCAGUCUAAGGAGUGUCUGUCCUGCACACAAUAAGGUAAAAAAUGCAGGUGCUACAAUGGACUCUUCAACAACCACAUUCGACAACGUUUACUACAAGUUGCUACUCCAGGGAAAAAGUCUUUUCUCUUCAGAUCAAGCUCUACUCUCAACAAGAAAAACCAAGGCAUUGGUUUCUAAAUUCGCUAGCUCCCAUGAGAUGUUUGAAAAAGCUUUUGUUAAGUCCAUGAUCAAGAUGACUAGCAUCAGUGGCGGACAAGAGAUCAGGCUAGACUGUAAAGUGGUCAGAUGAUGUGGAUUCAUGGGAGUGUGAGCGAGACUACUAUCCAUCAACACAUUAUUUUGUAAUUUUUAUUCCAUUUUGUGAGUGAUUUCAUUCUUUUUAAGGGAUCAAGUUAAUCUGAAGCUAUUGUUUGGGAGCUUGCCUGUCUGUUCGAUCGAUCUUUUAGUGAAAGGAAUUCCUUUUUUCUGUGUU